AUGUCAAAUGACGAGGCCAUUUUAGCGUGCAUUGGGCAAACUAUGGUUGCUGAUGCCAAGGUUAUCAAAGAGGCAGAAAACCAACUAUACACUUUCCAACAGCAACCUGGGUUCACAGCAUAUUUAUUGGCGGCAAUCAAUAAUGAUACCAUACCAGAAACAACUAGAUUAUCUGCAGUCAUCUAUUUCAAGAAUAAAAUUCAAAGAUCUUGGGGUAGCAAAGCAGCAGAUGGUAUCAAAGAAGAUGAACAACAAGCAAUCAAAGACAAUUUGAUCCAAACAUUAGUGAAGUUUUCAGAAAAUAAUCAUAUCAGACCACACAUUGUCGAAGCAAUCAAAGGCAUCUUAGAUAACAAUGAUCCAUGGGAUUUACUCGAUACAAUCAAACAAAUGCUAACAAGUGGUGAUCAUCAAUACUUAUAUCCAAGUAUUAUCUUAAUUCAUACCAUUUGUAAAGUUCACAGAUGGGAUAUGAUUGACAAACGUUCUUAUAUAGAUAAUGUGGUAGAACAAUUAUUCCCAAUAAUCGAACAAUUAACUUCCCAAUUAGUCAACGCUCCUGAUUAUAGAUCAAGUGAAUUGCUCUAUUUGAUUUUGAAAUCAUUUAAGUUUGCAUGUUUGAAUAAUUUUCCUAGUUACUUCAAAGAUUUGAAAAAAUUGAAUUCCUGGAUUCAAUUACACCUUUUCAUUUGUAGCAAGCCAUUUCCAAAGGAAGUUUUGGACCUCGACCCAUCUGAUAGAUCCUUAGAUAAAAGAGUAAAAGUUAACAAAUGGGGAUUCGGAAAUUUGAAUAGAUUCAUUCACAAAUAUUCAAAAUCUACAAAAAUCAUCACAGAUGAACUUAUUCAGUACGUGUUCACUUCCAUCAUUCCUACUAUUUUGGAAAGUUAUUUCAAAAUUAUCGAACAAUGGGGGACUGGCUCGAUCUGGUUGGGCGAGGCCUCUCUUUAUUAUUUGGUUGAAUUUUUAGGCAAAUGUAUAUCUGUUGAUGAACUUUAUCCUUUAUUACAACCACAUAUUAAAGUCAUUUUUGAAAAUCUUAUCUUCCUUUGUGUUUGUUCUUCAGAUACUAGUGUUGAAUUAUUUGAUGAUGAUCCAGAAGAAUACACAAGACGUUAUUAUGACAUAAACAAAGAGUCAUCGACCGCGGAUGUUGCCGCAUCGGACUUUAUCUUCAACUUAGGCCAUAAACAUCCAGAACAUUUGAACUACAUCCUAUCUUUUGCCAAUGGAAUACUCGGAAGCUUCUCAGAGAAUGUUAAUGAUAGACAACUUGCAUAUAAACAAGAAGGUGCCAUGAAAAUCAUGUCUGUUGCAUUUGAAUUGUUGGAUGAUUCAUCUAACGCUGAUAUUGAAAUGGUGUUCGGUAAAUAUAUAUACGGUCUCAUCUCACAGAAUAAUUACCCAUUUUUAGUUCCAAGAGGGCUCGAAACAGUAGCAUUGUAUGCAAAUACUUUUACCGAUAUGGAAGUUCUAUCGAAAAUUUUCGAAGCUGCUUAUACACAUUUCUUGAAUAGUGAUUCAAUACCUGUCCAAGUGGAAGCGGCUGAUGCAUUAAGAUCCUUAGUUGUUUCUAAUCCACAAAUCCACUCCUCAAUUGCUUCACAAGUGCCCGGAAUCAUGGAAAAGUUAUUAAAGUUUGCUAAAGAAUUUGAAAUUGAUAUCUUUCCUGAAGUAAUGGAAGUCUUUGUAGAAAAGUUUGCGGAUGAAUUAACACCAUACGCUACUGAUUUGGCACAAGGUUUAGUCAAUCAAUUCUUACAAAUCGAUCAAACUAUAUUAGAAAAUAGUAACGGUUCUUACUCUACGGGAGAUCCUGAUUUGGAGAUACAAGCUUCCUCGAUGUUACAAACAAUGUCUACGAUGGUUAUGUCCAUGUCUAAAGUUUCUUUGAUUGAUAUUUUUGAACCAGUUGUCAAAUUCCUUCAAGUAAAUGCUCAAAUUGCAUUCCAAUCUGAACUGGUUGAUUUGAUGGAUUCAUUAGCGUUAUCAUCUAAGUUAUUACAUGGUCAACUUACGCCUCCAAUUUGGGAAUCAUUCCAUGAUUUAUUGGAUUCAUUUCAAACAUAUGCGAUGGAUUACUUUGAAGGUUUUGAAAUAUUUUUCGAAACAAUAAUUUUACAAGGGUUCCCAACCAAUCAAGAUUAUGUGCAACCAUUCCUGGAAAUACUGGCAGCUAAAUUAACUAGUGGUAUUGACUACGAUGUUGAAUCUAUUUUCAAAUUACUUACUUUAUAUGCUUUAUCCAUGAGGGAUACUCCAUUGUUUGAAGAAGCAAUUAGAACAAUAUCAAAUGACGAUCUGGAGAUUGAAGAAAAGCUUAUAGUCAAAUUAACUUUAGCGAACAUUAUUGCCAAACCAAUUGAAACUUUACAAACAUGUGAAAAACUUGGAUUUACAAUGGAGUUCAUGAAGCAAUGGUUUGAAGCUCGCUUUUUCAAUGUUUUUUCCACUAAGUUACAAAUAUUAGCCAUAUUAACCUUAUUUAGAAUGUCUGAAUUACCAAGUUGCAUGAACGCGUACAUGAGUUCAUUAUCUUCUAAAUUAGUUACGCUAGUUAGCGAACUACCAGCUGCAAUUAGAAGACGUGAUAUUAUUGCUAAGGGAGAAGGUUUAGGUACAGAUGAUACAUUGACUCCAGAAGAAGAAGAAGAAUAUAUCGAUGAAAUCGAUGAUGAUAUGAAAGAAACCGUUUUAGAUCAAAUGAAUAUGUUCAAUGAAGUUCAUUCUUUCUUCAAACAGGUAGAGGGAGAAAACCCUAAUAGAUAUCAACAGAUCAUUCAAUCCUUAAAUGAAGAUCAAAAGGAUUCUUUAAGUAUAAUAUUAGAAUACGUUUCCUCCACCUCAAAUGCUUAA
Molecule: messenger RNA, 2856 nt
Organism: Naumovozyma dairenensis CBS 421
Lineage: Eukaryota; Fungi; Ascomycota; Saccharomycetes; Saccharomycetales; Saccharomycetaceae
Gene: SXM1
Product: Sxm1p
Exons: 1
Coding region: 1-2856 (951 amino acids)
Biological process (GO): protein import into nucleus
Cellular component (GO): cytosol; nuclear envelope
Molecular function (GO): small GTPase binding
Source: RefSeq, a predicted model, not a curated record